Molecule: messenger RNA, 504 nt
Organism: Porites evermanni
Lineage: Eukaryota; Metazoa; Cnidaria; Anthozoa; Scleractinia; Poritidae
Source: the annotation of a GenBank genome assembly
UCCAAGUCUCAUUGCACAGCAUGCAACCGGGCCUUAUCCUGUGCAAAACAAGGGAUCAAGGAUGUAAAGGACCACUUGGAGACCAAGGCACAUCAAAAUAACGCUAAACAGCUACAAAAACAACCCACUCUGUUCCAGACCUGUGCCUCUACCCAAAAUGACAUUGAUAAGGUACCGCAGCUGUGCCUAUAUCUGUACAUGUACUAUCUCAUUCACGAUUUAUGCACGUUUGUUGUCCCGUUUUACCUUGCCCUUUCAUUUUGAAUUAGACUGCACAGAUCUGCGAUGGGGCAAUAAAACAUAGUACCUAGUGUGUUAACCGACUAAAUGCAUGGUUUUUUCUUUCAAAGGUAACUUCGGCCGAAGUAAAGAUGGCCAGCAGUGGAUACAUUUAACUCGCUGUUCAAGGAUAUAUUUCCCGACUCUAAAAUCGGCAAAGCAUACGCAUCAGGAAGGACGAAGACGACAUGCAUUGUGAACGGGGCAUUGAAGCCAUAUUUCAGG